CUGAGAUCGGCCAUCCCUGGCCCCGGUGGCCACUCUGCCAGCUCAAAGUCAACUUUGCUCCAACUCUCAGCUGGCCAGCCAGGGCCAGCCCAGGGCUCCCUCCCACUCGGCUCAGCGGGACCCAGAACCGUCCCUAUUGGGCAAUCAUUAAUCGGAUUCCUGACAUUCCUCUGCCCCAGGUCUGCCUGAGAAGCAUGCUCCCCAGAGGGGCCGAGGCCCAGGACUGGCAUUUGGACAUGCAGCUGGCCGGCAAGGUGGUGCUGUCCGCGGCCGCGCUGCUCCUGGUGACCGCAGCCUACAGGCUGUACAAGUCGAGACCGGCCCCGGCCCCCCAGGGGAGGGCGGGGGCCAGGACCAAAGCCCGGGAGGAAGCAGAGGGCUCGGGGCAGCCUGCCGCGCAGGGGGCUUCUCCAGGGUCCCUGCGAAAGCGCCGGAGGGCCAGCAAGGAGGCUGGCUCGCCACUGGGCUGUAGCUGGGAGGAUCCAGGAGGCCCCUGUGUCCUGGCCACCGGAGCCACUUCCAGAGACGGCCAGGCACCCAGGAAGGGUUCUGGAGAGGAGCCGGGCGGGCAGCACCCGGACUUGGAGUUGGUGCCCGCUCCCGGCUGCGGCCAGGAAGCCGGAACAGCUGCUGGCGGUAAGCCUGGCCCUCCCCGCUGCCCCCGGGUAGGCAGUGAACCCAAAAGCUCUGUAACUGGACUUGCUGUGGCAGUGGAUGGUGACUGCGUGGGUGGUGAGCCAGCUCCGCGGCCGGAUGGUGGGACCCCUGCACACCCGGGGUCCGGGAAGCUGGACCCCCCUCCCUGCUGGACAUCUGCCAGAGAAGGCAGCGGUGACAUGAGCCAGAGCCAGGCCUUGCCCCCCAGCACAGGGGUCAGCAGGGAAGAGACUGGGGCCCUCCAGGCCACCUCAGACCUGGGCCUGGCCUUGCAGCAGCCGGAGGGCGCCGGCCACGCGGCCUACACGUUCUCGUCCAGCGCCCGGGUGCGAGUGGAGGAGAACCUCAUCGGGAAGGCGGAGGGGCCGGGCCCCCGGCUGAGGGGCAAGGUGUACGACUACUACGUCGAGGCCACCUCCCAGGCCGUCUCCAGGCUGGCCCCCAGGGCGCCAGGUCUGCCUCAGGCUCUGUCCCCUGAGCCGGUGCCAGGGCCCCUGGGAACAGGAACCGUGUCCGGAGGCGAGACUGGCGACACAGAGGGAGGCGCUGAGAUGGCAGCCUCUCCCCAGCCUGUGCCGUCCCCCUCUGCACAAGGCUUCGGCAGGAAGGAGAGCCUGCUGCACAUCGCCGACCACCCAGAGCUCCAGCUCCAGCUAGAUGGCUUUGGGACCCCCGCUCCCUCCCACCCCCACCAGGGCCCCCUGCCCAGCCCUCCUGGGAGCAGCGCGGAGCCCCGCGUGCAGCUUGUGGCCGGGACCAACUUCUUCCAGGUGCCGCUGGGCCCCGCCACGGCCCCGGACAUCUGCCUGGAUCUGGGCAACUGCUGCGAGGUGCUGGCCUGGGCCAAGAGGCAGCAGCUGGAGGCCCUGAAGGAGGCAGCCUACAGGGUGAUGAGCGACAACUACCUCCAGGUGCUCCGCAGCCCCGACAUCUACGGGCGCCUGAGCGGGGCCGAGCGGGAACUGAUCCUCCAGCAGCGGCUCCAGGGCCACAAGUGUCUGGUGGUGGCCGACAUGUGCCCGCAGGAAGGCUGUGGCCGCCUCUGUGGCUAUGACGAUGCCCGAGACACCUGGCACCCCCUGGCUCAGCUGCCCCCCGAGGCCGUGUCCUGGGGAUGCGCCACCUGCACUCUCUUCAAUUACCUCUUUGUGGUGUCCGGCUGCCAGGGAUCUGGGCGCCAGCCCUCCAAUCGCGUCUUCUGCUACAACCCGCUGACGGGGAUCUGGAGUGAGGUGUGUCCCCUGAGCCAGGCCCGGCCGCACUGCCGCCUGGUGGCCCUGGACGGGCACUUGUACGCCAUCGGGGGCGAGUGUCUGAACACCGUGGAGUGUUAUGACCCCCGCCUGGACCGCUGGGCCUUCGCCCCUCCGCUCCCCAAUGACACGUUCGCCCUGGCGCACACGGCCACCGUGUGUGGCGAUGAGAUCUUUGUCACGGGUGGCACCCUGCGCUACCUGCUGCUCCGCUUCUCGGCCCGGGAGCAGCGCUGGUGGUCCGGCCCCACGGGGGGCAGCAAGGACCGCACGGCCGAGAUGGUGGCGGUCGGUGGCUUCCUGUAUCGCUUCGACCUCAACCGCAGCCUGGGCAUCGGUGUGUACCGCUGCAGCGCCAGCACCCGGCUCUGGUACGAGUGCGCCUCCUACCGGACGCCCUACCCGGACGCCUUCCAGUGCGCCGCGGUGGACGGCCGCAUCUACUGCGUGGGGCGCCAGCGCAUGCUCUGCUUCCUGGCCGACCACAUCUCACCCAGGUUUGUGCCCAAGGAACUGCAGGGCUUCCCGUCCCCACGGGGCACCCUCCUGCCCACCGUCCUGGCCUUGCCCGUCCCUGGUAUGCCUCAGACCAGGGUCUAGCAGCCCUGGACUGGGCUCUUCCUGCAAAACGGGGAGCGGAGCCCACCCCGCCCAUCCUCUGGGGCCAUGUCUGGGGGACCCAGGGAUUUGACCAUGGAGGGGAACUCUAACCCCGUCUCCUACCCUGGCUAUGGAUAAACGACAGCCGGUUCUGAGGCCAGAGGCAGCCAUGUCUGUCUGGAUGACAGCACUUUGCUUCAAAUCUGAAUCCUCGGGGGGCCCCCACCAAAGCUCAGGGGCACAACCUUAUCACAACCGCAGUUCCAGGAGCCUGUGACCCCAAGAGCCUCUCGAGCUGGUCCCUCUGGGGAUGGCUGACAUUUGGGAAGUUCCCCUCCCUAAGUGUUGGUCCCUGGGUCCCACCUUUGGUUCCCAGGAGCGCCCCGGCCGUGGGUGGGAAGGACGGAGGGAGCUGGUUUGGACAGGACCAGGGAGGAAGCCGGCCCCGGGGCUCAGGUAGCUGCAGCUGGGGACCCGAGGACCUUUGCUCGCCGUGAAUUUCCCAAAGUCCACUUGACUUCUUGUUCCCUGGAAUUCUGUGGAUCGGGAGGAAGAGAAGCGUCCGUUUUGAAGAGCCACCGUCUUGCAGGGGUCUGCCAGGAGCAGGGCGGGGUCCUGAGAGGGAGGAACAGAGGUGACUGGAUCGGAGCCGCCUUCCUCCCGGGCCCCUGCUCAGGCCCACGGCCGCCUGACCACGAAGCUCACUGCCCAGGUCUCCAAGUCCUUCCCAGGGCCCGGCCCUCCUGCCUGGACGCUGGGGUAGCCGUUACCAGGCAGCACCGCAGGGACGUGAGCAAUGAUGCAUGAUCUGCCCAGUCUGUGCCUUGCGGUCACCUUGGCCUCAUCAGAUGGGAGGGGACAGUGAGGACACUGAGGCACACAGGGUUCCGUGGAGCCUCCAGAGACGGGGCCUCCUUUCCUGUCCUUCCAUGAGUUCGGGAAGGGAGGAGACGGGUCCCUGGGAAGGAACCUGGGCUUCCAGGAAGGGAGAGGGACAGGUCCAUUCUGUCACCACAGCCUAGUUCUGUCUCUGAGGGUGGCACAGGCUUGUAUGGGGGAGCAGUGAUGCUCUCUGUCACUGCCAGUAGCCGGGGAGCUGGGAGGAGCCAGGGCAGGGCCUGACGGGGGAGGACAGGGGACGGCUUGGACCUCAGUGUCUGCAGAGUCCUUCCCCAAUCCCGAGGGGUCCUGGCCGGAGCUUGCGUCUGCGGCAGCAGCUGGGGCAGAGCUGGGGGUCUUUCUGGAAGAUGCAGAAUUGGAUCAAAGAAUGAGGAGGAGGUUGGGGUGGAGGUGAGGGAGGUCCUGCUGGACACAAGGGGCCGCCCUCCCUAGCUGAGGCCUGGGCAGGUGAGGCAGUCUGUACCGUGGCUGGACCCACACCACAAGGCUGUGUUCGUACUUGACCCUCCCUGGGCUCAGCGGGUGGGAAGGUGGCUUCAGUGACAAGCCUCAAGGGAGGCCCUGACUGGCCCGCGAUAACAGGCUGGGAGGGUGUGCUUGGGGAUGGACCCUGCAUGGGAGGGGGCAGUGGAGCCCACCCAGGCCAAGGCGGGCCUCUGGCGAGGAGCCAGCAGAGGGUCAGACACAGCGGGCUGCGUGAAGUCCCGGAGGGGCUGCAGGCCCAGGAGGAGCCAGGACCCCGCUGGGCAAACCCAGGGGGUGGAAUGCACACCUACGGCAGGGACCAGGGAGCGGUCCCAGGAGAAGACAGCAACUCUGUCUUCAUAGUGGGGAGCGCUGAGAUGGGCAGGGCCCAGGUGACAGGCAGGACGUGGUCCCCAGCAGAUCUCGCUAAUCAGCCACCUCAUCGUUUCCCAAAGAGCCCUUACGAUGGCCUCAGAGCUGUCUCAGUGUAGUGUCCCAGCUGGCGGGCUGGUCUGGAGUUGGGUUCAGGGACAGAAGUGGUCAGGGGAUCUCGGCAGAGGAAGGAAGACCAGGGAGCCUUGAAUGACCACCUGGGGCCACGACCCCCGGGACUCGUCCGUUCACUGGGAAAUGAACACUGACCACGGGCCAGGCGCAGUUCUAGGACCGGUUCCUGCCCCCGGGGGCUCACCUGCUAGUGGAGAAAAACAGGUGAUCGGACAAAGAAAUCGCACAAACCAGCAGAGAGCAGCCGAGCUGCGCAGGUGUCGGGGGAAAAUAGGGCAGGGCCAGGGGCCAGUGUCAGGGGACGGGGUCACUGUUUUAAAUGGGGUGAUCAGGCUCCUUCUGAGGUGGCAUCUGAGCAGGGUUCUGAAUGGAAAUCCGGGAGACGCUGGGACCCGGGAUGGGAAGGCCAGCUGGGCCACUAGCAGGGCUCUGCCACACCAGCUGGGGAGGACAGGGCCACUUCCACACGAGUGUCCCCUUAGUGCAGAGGAGAAGCAGGUGCCCAGCCAUUGUGGGUCAGCUGUUGGGUCAAAGGAAAGAAUUCAGGACACCGACUUCAUACAGCAGAUCCCGGCUCAGAAACAAGGAGAGAAGCAGAGUCCCCACAUCCGGGGAGCCAGCGGCAGGACUGCGGGUUUGUCACCGAUGCCACACCCAGGUGUCAGCUGUCAGCCUGCUGAGGCCUCCUCCUGGCUCAGACUCCAGGAUUUGUACCUGAACUUGCUUAAUAUCCGGGGCCUGUUGACCUUGUGCCCAUAGCCUCGGGUGGUCUCUGUGUCACCUGGCUCUCCACGGGACAUCUGUCUUGCUUUUCCAGUAAGAGCUUUCUUUCUUUUUUAGGAAAAGAAAAUAAUAAGAUUUGGGGUGCCUUCCCCUUUAAGCCAGCCAUACCCAUUACGGAAAAAAAAAGGUGGAAAAUAGAGGAAAGUAUACGUAUAUAAAAAACCUCCCUGAUUUUGCCAACCAAAGCGUCCCCUACUGUGGCGCGUCCCUCAGGCCCUUUUCUUCCGCGAGGGUUUUGUUUGGCUUGGGCUUUGCCGCGGAGCGAUUAUGCUGAGUGUACAAUCCGGGGGCUUCCUUUCUCACAGAGCGUUUCAGAAGAAGCAUUUCCCCGUGUUAUUACAAACCUCAGUAAACGCCAUUUCACUGGUUGCCCGCUAUUCCAUGGAGUGAAUGCGUCGCGGUUUAUUUAAACAUCCCCCUCCUGUUGGGCCUGUGGAUUUUUUUUCCCUGUUGAUUUUUUUUUCCAUCAUAAAUAAAACGUCCUUUGUUUUCUCCUUC
This is a messenger RNA of Marmota monax (woodchuck), 5663 nucleotides long. RefSeq names its product kelch domain containing 7A (gene Klhdc7a). The record is from RefSeq and is a predicted model, not a curated record. The transcript has a single exon. Bases 195 to 2510 code for a protein of 771 amino acids. Lineage: Eukaryota; Metazoa; Chordata; Mammalia; Rodentia; Sciuridae. Gene Ontology annotation, molecular function: protein binding.